CUGAUCAAUAUAUAAUGACUGGAUACUCUUUUCAACAUACUAUGCUUUGGGACGCGCUUAUUCUAAUCUCACAAACUAUUUAGGAUGGAUAGUAUGAACAUUGGGAAGCAGAGCAAGUGUGCUCGACUGCACACAUUUCUAACCAGCAUGCAUCUCAUCUCGCAGUGAUCACCGGUGAUUGGUUCUGCGCAGAUUUUGCUUAAACGGGCCUUCGAAUUUAAAGAUGUUCAAACUUUAUGUGACCAGGAAGUGCAGACUGAGUUUGAGCCCGCUUUUUGUAUCGAUGAUUUAUUUAGUAAAACGACAGACAGGAUGAUCAUUGAGGCCGGCGUUGCACUAGUUGUUGCUCUGGGAGCAUUCUGGACAUUCAGUGGGGAAAAGGAAGUCUGUAAUGAGAAGUGGAUCAACUUCAAUAAAUACGGGCUGAAGAAUGACCUCGAAACAAAGCUGUACGGGCAGCAUAUCGCUGCUGAGGUCAUCCUGAAAACCGUCACAGGCUUCAUGGAGAAUAAAAACCCAAAGAAACCGCUGGUUCUGUCCCUCCACGGCUGGACCGGGACCGGGAAGACCUUUGUUAGCCAGCUUAUAGCGGAAAAUAUUUACAAAAAAAAGAUGAAGUGCAGCUUUGUUCAUCUGUUUUCAGUGACAACACAUUUUCCUCUCAAGGCUCACAUUGACGAGUACAAGACGCAGUUACAGGAGUGGAUACGAGGGAAUGUCUCUAUCUGCCCACGUUCAAUGUUCAUCUUUGAUGAAAUGGAUAAAAUGCCCUUGGAGCUGAUCGACAGUAUAAAACCUUACCUGGAUUUCUCAGACAACCUGGACGGAGUGUCAUACAGACAGGCCAUCUUCAUCUUCCUCAGCAAUGCUGGGGGUAAGAUGAUCAAUGACGUGACUAUGAAAUUCUGGAGGGAUGGUAAAGAACGAGAGGAGAUCCAGCUGAAGGAUCUAGAGACGGUACUCUCACAGUCUGUCUUCAACAACGAAGACAGUGGUUUCUGGCACACUAGUUUAAUUGAUAAGAAACUGGUGGAUUUCUUCGUGCCGUUUCUUCCUCUGGAGUACAAGCACGUCAUUCAGUGUGGUUUGGGUGAAAUGGCCAGACAGGGUCUUACUCCAGAUAACAAUGUGAUUAAAAGAAUGGCUGAUGACCUAAUCUUCUUCCCUAAAGAGGAGCGCGUCUUCUCGGACCAGGGCUGUAAGCUCAUUGCUAACAAAUUGCACUUCUAUAUACCAUAACACACAGAAAAAGCAUCUCCAAUCUGUCACUCUUCAUCAUUUAAAUUAAAAAUGUAACACAAAACACACAGUAGACUUUACAGCAAGUGUUGUGCUAUGAUUGUUGAUGGUACACAUUUUUAGUCCUAUAGGACAACUUCAGUUACUGUAUUUACAGUAAAUGUCCAAACAUUUUUCAGAAUUUAAGUUUGAGAUCAUUCAGGUGGACAAUCAAGAUUAUUUUGAAUGAAACAGGAGCAUUGUUGACAUGGUGGUCCAGAACAACAUCACUAGACACAAAGAAAGAGGCCUGUGGAGAUGUUGAGACAGGAGCUUGUCAAGCAUGGAUUCAACCUUCUUACAUUUUUUCUCCUAUGAUGCAAGCGCAGCAAAUAUGUAGUGUAGAUAAAAUGCAAUGAAAUUCUCUUCCAGAUAUAAAUGAAAGGCAAGAUCAAUAAUUCAUGUAUACAGCAAACACACACACACGUGUGUGUUUAUCUAUAUAUAUAGUGGAUAUAUAUAUAUAUAUAUAUACUGUAUAUAUGUAUGUAGUGGAUCAAAACCUUUCAUCAAAGUUGUCCUAAAACCAAAACAAUACCCAUUCUUGUCUUAGGACAACUAUAGAUAUAUAUAUAUAGAUAGAUAGAUAGAUAGAUAGAUAGAUAGAUAGAUAGAUAGAUAGACCGACAGAUAUGUGUAUAUAUACAUAUCUGUAGUUAUCAGAAAAGUUUGUUUGCAGUUCAUGCUGCUAAAGGUGGCACAAACAGAUUUUAAGUUUAAAGGGGCAAUUAGUUUCAGAUGGGUGAUAGGAGUUGGAGAACUUUUUUUUAAAUUUUUUACAUUUUAAAAUUUUUGU
This is a messenger RNA of Onychostoma macrolepis, 2074 nucleotides long. RefSeq names its product torsin-1A-like. Gene Ontology annotation, cellular component: endoplasmic reticulum lumen; endoplasmic reticulum; nuclear envelope. Gene Ontology annotation, biological process: protein localization to nucleus; nuclear membrane organization. The coding region runs from base 313 to 1239 and encodes 308 amino acids. Gene Ontology annotation, molecular function: kinesin binding; ATP hydrolysis activity; ATP binding. The transcript has 5 exons. Lineage: Eukaryota; Metazoa; Chordata; Actinopteri; Cypriniformes; Cyprinidae. The record is from RefSeq and is a predicted model, not a curated record.